Messenger RNA from Neohortaea acidophila, 1290 nucleotides. Its product is annotated as permease for cytosine/purines, uracil, thiamine, allantoin-domain-containing protein. The transcript has 3 exons. Bases 1 to 1290 code for a protein of 429 amino acids. The record is from RefSeq and is a predicted model, not a curated record. NCBI's taxonomy places the organism in Eukaryota, Fungi, Ascomycota, Dothideomycetes, Mycosphaerellales, Teratosphaeriaceae. Gene Ontology annotation, biological process: transmembrane transport. Gene Ontology annotation, molecular function: transmembrane transporter activity. Gene Ontology annotation, cellular component: plasma membrane.
AUGGCCGUCGCAACACUCAGUGUCGGAACUCUGGGGCCCAUCUUCGGGCUCACCUUCUGGGACAGCUUCGCCAUCAUCCUGCCCGUCAACAUCUUCACGUGCAUGAUCCCAGCAUGGACGGCGACGAUUGGCCUGACAGGCCUGCGGAUGACAACCUUCUCUCGCUACUCCUUCGGAUACUGGGGAAAUCUCAUCGUCGUAGUGUUCUCCAUGAUCUCCACCACCGGCUGGAACGCAAUCAACGCCAUCUCGGGAGCGUCAUGCCUGGCGGCCGUCUCGGGCGGUAGCCUACCCAGCUGGGCGGGAGUCAUCAUCAUAACGACAACCGUCUGGGUGAUAUGCGUGUUUGGGAUUUCGUGGAUCCAUCGCAUCGAUGCCUUCAUUUGGAUUCCUCCGUUGAUCGUCUGGUGCGUUGCAGCCGGCACAGGAGCAAAGCAUUUUAGUGGCGAUGCCAUCCCAGCGCCCACCGGCGCGACGGGCGCAGGAUCUGCCCUAUCAUUCAUCGCCGUCGUCUUCUCCUUCGCCGUAUCCUGGAUCAACUGCGCCGCAGACUACAACGUGCGGAUGCCAACAGAGACACCGCGCUACAAGAUCUUCAUCGCCACGUACAUCGGCAUCUGCGUCCCCGCUGUGUUAGUGCAGUCGCUUGGUGCGGCUCUCUAUAGCGGUGCGCAGACUGAUCCAAGCUGGAAAGCGGCAUUCGCUGCCUUUGGCGUGGGUGGGCCGCUCGCCAAAGCACUCGAGCCUGCUGGAGGGUUUGGGAAGUUUUUGGUUGUCCUUGCUGGUCUCAGCUCGAUCCCAAACAACAUCCCAAACAACUACUCCUUCGCUCUGCACGCGCAGAAUUUCGGGCCCUGGGCCGUCCGAGUCCCUCGAAUCCUCUUCGUAACCAUGGGUUAUAUCAUCGCCAUCAUCGUGGGAUCCCUCGCAUCUCUUUCCUUCGCCAGCUCGCUCCAGACCUUCCUCAGCAUCAUCGGCUACUGGACAGUGAUCCACAUCGUAGUGGUGGCAGAAGAGCACAUUUUCUUCCGGAAAUGCCGAUGGUCUUCGUACAGCUUGGAUGCGUGGAACGAGCCAGCGCUAUUCAACUUUGGCUGGUCUGCUAUUGGCGCGUUUUGCUUUGGAUUCCUGGGUGCCGCGAUGGGCAUGAAUGUCGAAUGGUUCAGUGGGCCCAUCGCAAGGCUUAUCGGAGCCCACGGCGCAAACGUUGGACAGGAGCUUUCGUUUGCGUUUUCGGCGCUCACGUUUCCGUUGUUGAGAUGGUUGGAGUUGAGAUGGUCUUCUGAAUGA